This is a messenger RNA of Lotus japonicus, 732 nucleotides long. RefSeq lists its product as uncharacterized. The record is from RefSeq and is a predicted model, not a curated record. The transcript has a single exon. Bases 1 to 732 code for a protein of 243 amino acids. NCBI's taxonomy places the organism in Eukaryota, Viridiplantae, Streptophyta, Magnoliopsida, Fabales, Fabaceae.
AUGUGUUCAAGUAAUAAGGGGAAUUUCCUGGAGCUUCUAGAUUUUCUUUCCAACCACAAUGAUACUAUUCAUCAAGUUUUAAAGAAUGCUCGUGGAAAUCUAAAACUCAUAGCUCCUAAAAUACAAAAAGAUAUUAUUAGAGUUGCUGCUUGUGAGACUACUAGAGUUAUUCUUGAUGAUUUGGGUGAUAAUUUAUUUGCUAUUUUGGUUGAUGAAUCUCGAGAUAUCUCAAUUAAGGAACAAAUGGGUGUGGAUUUAUGUUAUGUGAAUGAGAAAGGACAAGUUAUAGAGCGUCUUCUUGGUCUUAUUCAUGUUCCCAAUACUAAUGUUUUAUCACUAAAGUUUGCUUUGGACUCAUUGUUUGCAAAACAUGGGAUAAGCUUGUCAAGAUUACGUGGACAAGAAUACGAUGGAGCAAGUAAUAUGCAAGGUGAGUUUAAUAGGCUCAAAAGCUUGAUAUUGAAAGAGAAUAGUUGUGCAUUCUAUAUUCAUUGUUUUGCUCAUCAACUUCAAUUAGCUCUUGUUACAGUAGCAAAAAGGCAUGUUGAAAUGGCAUUGUUUUUUAAUACAGUUGCUAAUUUGUGUAAUAGUGCUGGAGCUCCAUGUAAGCGUCGAGAUAUUGUUCACGAAAGUCAAAUUGCUAGGGUGAAAGAAGCAUUGCAAAAUGGAGAAAUUUCUAGUGGGCGUGGUUUGAAUCAAGAAAUUGCCAUCAAGAAGGCCAGGGAUACUUGA